Messenger RNA from Beta vulgaris subsp. vulgaris (sugar beet), 526 nucleotides. RefSeq names its product UPF0057 membrane protein At4g30650. The transcript is spliced from 2 exons. NCBI's taxonomy places the organism in Eukaryota, Viridiplantae, Streptophyta, Magnoliopsida, Caryophyllales, Amaranthaceae. Gene Ontology annotation, cellular component: membrane. The record is from RefSeq and is a predicted model, not a curated record. The coding region runs from base 79 to 306 and encodes 75 amino acids.
AUUUGUUAUAAAAAUUAAAUCUCAUUCCCUCAUCCACCCAAACAAAUAUCACAACAAAAAGAUCAGGUGGAACAAAAAAUGGCAAGUGAGAGGUGCAACAUCUUCGUGGAAAUUCUAUUGGCUAUUAUCCUCCCUCCUCUUGGUGUUUGCCUCAGAGCGGGCUGUUGCACCACUGAGUUCUUGAUAUGUUUGUUGUUGACAUUACUGGGAUACAUCCCUGGGAUCAUCUAUGCUUUGUAUAUCAUCGUGGGGAAGAAUGAAAGCAACACCGACUCGGAGGGCAAUUACAGCGCACUUCCUCAGUAGACAAAUACCCCGGCCUCUUCCCACCAUUUUGUGGUUUUUACUCGUGUUUUUAACUGUAUUUUUUUUUUCUUCAAAGAAAAUUCUCAACAAAUCUUGAAUUGUGUUCAAAUAUGUUAUCUCAGUGUAUUAAAACUCUUGAGGUUUUGAGAGAUGGUAAAAAUAUGUUGUCCUUUUUGUCCCAUUUUAGGGUUUGAGUUAAAUGAUACUGAAUAUUGUUCAA